Messenger RNA from Blepharisma stoltei, 1092 nucleotides. The record is from the annotation of a GenBank genome assembly. Lineage: Eukaryota; Ciliophora; Heterotrichea; Heterotrichida; Blepharismidae.
AUGGAUUUGGAUUAUUUUAUAAAUCGAAGUGGGCUGAAAUUAUCCUAUAGCUUAUCGAUAAAAAACAUAAAUGAUAGGAAAAUCUAUGUCAUUUGCCAUUGGCUUUUUUCAGAUAUUUUGUUUAAUUGCGACUUCGUAAUACGGUCUCUAGAAGUAAAUAUCUUCAAAUUAUUUGUUCAAGGCUGCGGAAAUAGUGAAGGAGAAUAUUCUCAUAGUAGAUUUGAAAGGGAUGCUGGAGAUAUUGAAGACGCUGUGAAUUUUUUAAAAUCUCAAGGCUAUGAAGUUGAUGGAAUUAUUGGGCAUGGAAAAGGAGCAAGCGAUGCUAUUAUUUAUUCUGCACUCUACGGAGAAGUCAAAAAAAUAAUAGCAAUAGCUCCUGGAGUUUAUGCAAAGACUUUUAAUUUCCCAGAAUUUUUCAUGAGAAGUAUUGCGGAAGCUAACUUCCCCCCCCUCUGUGAGCGAACAAAGCCUUUAGAAAAAUCCCUAUUUUUUGCGCAAAAACCCACCCUUUUGUGAACAAACAAAAAUUUUCAUGGGGAAAAAUUUUUGACAUAUAAGUGAUAAUUAGUAUAAUGAAAUCUCUAUCUAAUUCUGCUUAAUUUUAAACAAAUUGCAUUUUAAAACAUAAAUUUUACAAAUUAAAUUAAUAUUUGCUUUCCAAUUUUUGCGAAUUUGAAUUUAUUUAAAUUUCGAAAAAAAAAAAUUAUAAAUUUUAUAAAUAAAUUUUCUUAAAAAAAAUUAGCCUCCCUCCGUGAGCGAACAAGACUUUUUUGUUCGGUCACGGAGUGGGGAAGUAAGAAAUCUGGAGAGAUUAGGCAGGUAAUUCUUGGGAGGGAAUAUAGAUUUACAGCAGAAAUGUUUGAUGAAUUUAUGAACCUUGAUAUGGAUUAUUAUACUGACAAAAUAAAAGGUGUUAUUUAUAUAAUUCAUGGGAGAGAUGAUGAAAAUGCCCCUUAUUCAGAUGCAUUGAGAUAUGCUAGAGGGCUGGGAGAAAAAUGUAAAGGACUUUUUACGUUAAAUAGCACCGAUCAUUUCUUUGCUACAGAAUUGGAUGAGGUUGUUGAGAUAAUUCAUGAAAUAAUAAAUAGCUAA